Erigeron canadensis is the source of this 1885-nucleotide messenger RNA. RefSeq names its product probable lysophospholipase BODYGUARD 1. The transcript is spliced from 4 exons. Lineage: Eukaryota; Viridiplantae; Streptophyta; Magnoliopsida; Asterales; Asteraceae. The record is from RefSeq and is a predicted model, not a curated record. Bases 239 to 1705 code for a protein of 488 amino acids.
GUCCACGCAAAACACCUUUAAUACAAGUAGCUAGCAAACUCACACUCUUCCCCCUUCAAACACACAAGUGUAUUCAACAAGGUGGUGCAUGGGUUGGGUUAUUAUUGGCUCCAUUUGAGUCACAAGUCGGGUCGGGUUGGAUCAUUAUCAACCUUAGUUUAGACUAGCUUGUGAAACAUUUUGUGUUUCAAACCUAUCUAGAUAAUAUUUGUUAUUAGUUUCUAACUAGCAUAUAUUGAUGUGGGAAGAGAAUUUUGUUUCUGGUGGCAAAAUGGGCGUGUUGGGUAUUUUAAUGAUAACUGGAAAGUUUAUUAACGAUGUUUUGAGCUUCAUUGUUUUCUCCAUUCUCGACGUACUUGAUUUUAUUCUUUGUUAUGUCUACAAAGUAGCCGAUUUUUUCAUUGAAGCCGAAUGGAAACCGUGUUAUUGCUCUUCACCAAAAGAAGUCAUUUCCGGAAGUGCUCAAAUAUUGGUGUCCGAAAAAGGGGAGUCCAAAAAAAUCGUUUGCCUUACAUCAACAAAGCUACAACUUGAAGAGAUCUCGGACACCCUUUUCACUCGACCAUCUUUGGUGGCCGAGGUGUCGAAAACCACAGUCAAAGAGCUUAAGCGUCGAAAAAUCGACAACACUACUACAACAAUGGUAACUUCCAUUAACAAGUCAACGGUUCGGUCAACUUUCACGGUCAACAACACCAUUGUGGAAAUGCUCCAAGAGAAAAUCGGUGCUCAUAAAUCUCACCCCAUUCCCCGUUGGUCAGAUUGCGAUUGUGACACGUGUAACUCUUGGUCCAACUCGUGUAAAGAUACUCUUUUCGUUCACUCCGAAGGCCCUAAAGAUAAUGUGGGAGGAGAUGAUGUGUUAUUUAUUCAUGGAUUUAUAUCAUCAUCUGCAUUUUGGACGGAGACAGUGUUUCCAAAUUUCACAAAAUCAACAAAAUCUGCAUACCGAUUAUUUGCAAUCGAUCUAUUGGGUUUUGGACAGAGUCCAAAACCACACGACUCGCUUUAUACAAUCAAAGAGCAUUUAGACAUGAUUGAGAAAUCGGUACUCGAAUCACACAAGGUUAAAUCUUUUCACAUCGUGGCUCAUUCUCUUGGUUGCAUUUUGGCCCUUGCACUCGCCGUUAAACAUCCUAACGCCGUCAAAUCCCUCACUCUUCUUGCACCGCCAUAUUUUCCGACACCGAAAGGGGAGCAGGCAACGCAAUAUAUGAUGAGAAAGGUGGCGCCGCGGCGGGUGUGGCCAUUGAUAGCGUUUGGGUCUUCGUUAGCUUGUUGGUAUGAACAUGUUAGCCGAACCAUUUGUUUGCUUAUCUGCAAGAACCACCGCAUUUGGGAAUUUCUUACCAAACUCAUCACCAGAAAUAGGAUUAAGACUUAUUUGAUAAAAGGUUUUUGUUGCCACACACAUAAUGCCGCAUGGCAUACCCUUCACAAUAUUAUAUGUGGGACUGCCGGAAAGAUGGAAGAAUAUUUGGAAACAGUUCAAAACAAGUUAACGUGUAGCGUUAACAUUUUUCAUGGUAUAGAUGACGAGCUCAUCCCGGUCGAAUGUAGCAACCACGUGAAGACGAAAGUCCCUCGGGCCAACAUUAAGGUUGUAGAAAAGAAAGAUCAUAUUACAAUUGUCGUGGGACGCCAAGAAGCUUUUGCUAGAGAACUUGAAGAGAUUUGGAAGAAUUCAAAGUUGUUAAAUGGGUAAAUAAAAAAUCUAUGUAGUCCAUUGAUAAUCAAGAUGGAUGAAUACUAGCUAUUAAUUAGUAGCUAGCCUUAGUAUAUAUACAUAUAUAUAUGCAAUGUAUGAUCCGGCCAAGAAAUUGCUUGUUUGAUCUCUUUCUUGUUUUUUUGUUAUUUUAUGGUACGUAAAUGCAAUUUCAUCUCA